UGGGGCUGCUGCUUGCGGCUCCUGCGGCUGCGGCUGCUUUGGCUUUGGCUUCUCUUGGGAUCGCCGCAUUCGCCUGGAUCAGCUAGCCAGCGAGGAAGGGACUCCCCGCUCCAGAGCCUUCUUUGCUUUAACAAGUUGGUGGUCUGAUGCUACACAGACAGCUGAUUGAGGAAUGACUCCCAUAUCAGUAAGGCACGCACAUUGUGAUUCAAGAAUUUCGCCAGUAAUGGAGUUGGCACAUAGUUUAUUACUAAAUGAAGAAGCUUUGGCCCAAAUUACUGAAGCAAAGAGGCCUGUCUUUAUCUUUGAAUGGUUGCGAUUUCUUGACAAAGUCCUGGUGGCUGCUAAUAAGACCGAUGUGAAGGAAAAACAGAAGAAGCUUGUUGAACAACUCACUGGAUUAAUAAGUAGUUCUCCUGGCCCUCCAACAAGGAAAUUAUUAGCUAAAAAUCUUGCAGCUCUUUAUAGCAUUGGAGAUACUUUCACUGUUUUUCAAACUCUUGACAAAUGUAAUGAUAUUAUUAAAAAUAAAGAUGACACUGCAGCCUAUUUGCCAACCAAAUUGGCUGCAGUAGCAUGUGUUGGGGCAUUUUAUGAAAAAAUGGGGAGGAUGUUAGGAAGUGCAUUUCCAGAAACAGUUAACAAUCUUUUGAAGUCUCUGAAAAGUGCAGAGUCUCAAGGCCGAAGUGAAAUCUUAAUGAGUUUACAAAAAGUUCUAAAUGGGUUGGGUGGUGCUGCAGCUUCCUGUCACCGUGAUAUUUAUAAGAAUGCAAGAUCUCUGCUAAGUGACAGAUCUAUGGCUGUUAGGUGUGCAGUUGCUAAAUGUCUGCUAGAACUACAGAAUGAAGCUGUGUUUAUGUGGACAGCUGAAUUGGAAAAUAUAGCCACACUGUCUUUUAAGGCUUUGGAAAGUUCAAAUUAUGGGGUUCGAGUGGCAGUGGCAAAACUCUUGGGAACAGUCAUGGCUACAGCAUUGAUGCCUAAGCAGGCAACAGUAAUGCGCCAGAAUGUGAAAAGAGCUACUUUAGAAGAAGUCUUAGAGCUCAUGGCCACAGGUUUUCUUCGUGGAGGAUCUGGAUUCUUAAAAAGUGGUGGAGAAAUGCUAAAAGUUGGUGGGUCAGUUAAUCGUGAAGUUAGAGUUGGAGUUACACAGGCAUAUGUUGUUUUUGUUACAACAUUAGGUGGUCAGUGGUUAGAACGCAGCUUUGCUACAUUCUUAUCCCAUGUCCUUGAUCUGGUUUCACAUCCUCGGGCCACUCAAACACAUGUAGAAGCUGUGUACUCAAGAAGAUGUGUCUCCUUUAUCCUCAGAGCUACCGUAGGCAGUCUGCUUGGGGAAAAAGCUCAGAUUGCAGCUGCCAAAGAAAUCUGCCAAGCCAUUGGAAAACAAAUGAAAGCAGUGGAAGCAGUAGUGAAUGAUACAAGUAGUGAAAACAAAUCUGGAGCUGCUGACAUAGCAGCCAGUCAGCAUGUGAUGGUGUGUGCCCUGCAGGAGCUUGGUAGCUUAGUCCAAAGCUUAAAUGCCACUGCAUCUCCUCUUAUUCAGGAAGCGUCUAUAGGUCUUUUGGAAACUGUAACAUCAGUGCUUCUACAUCCAAGUAUGGCUGCCCGACUUGCUGCAGCAUGGUGUUUGCGUUGUGUAGCUGUGGCAUUGCCUUUCCAGUUGACUCCAUUUCUAGACAGAUGUGCAGAAAGGCUCAACAAUCUGAAAAGCUCACCUGAAGCUGUUAGCGGUUACAGUUUUGCAAUGGCUGCUUUGUUAGGUGGAGUACAUCAGUGCCCAUUGGGUAUCCCUCAUGCCAAAGGAAAGAUGGUAGUAAGCAUUGCUGAAGAUCUUUUACGAACUGCUGCUCAAAACAGUAGGCUGUCCUUGCAGCGCACUCAAGCUGGAUGGCUUCUACUUGGAGCACUUAUGACUUUAGGUCCUUCUGUCGUUCGUUACCAUCUUCCCAAAAUGCUGCUAUUAUGGCGAAAUGUCUUCCCUCGUUCCUUAAAGGAGCUAGAGGCUGAAAAGGCACGAGGAGAUUCUUUUACUUGGCAGGUAACAUUGGAAGGCCGAGCUGGAGCUUUAUGUGCAAUGCGGAGUUUUGUUGCUCAUUGUCCUGAGCUUCUAACUGAGGAUGUGAUUAGAAAAUUGAUGACACCUAUUGAAUGUGCCAUGACGAUGAUGUCACACAUUCCAUCUGUAAUUAAGGCCCAUGGAGCUCAUCUCAAGGCUAGUGCUGCAAUGGUCCGUUUAAGGCUUUAUGAUAUUUUGGCAUUGUUACCCCCCAAAACUUAUGAAGGAUCUUUUAAUGCUCUUCUUAGGGAGCUGGUGGCUGAAUUUACUUUGACAGAUAACUCUGCCAAUACAACUACCUCCCUUCUAAGAUCUCUCUGCCAUUAUGAUGACAGUGUUCUUCUUGGUUCCUGGCUUCAAGAAACUGAUCAUAAAUCAAUUGAAGAUCAGCUCCAGCCAAAUAGUGCAUCUGGUAGUGGUGCUUUAGAGCAUGACCCAUCCUCCAUUUAUUUACGAAUACCUGCUGGUGAAGCUGUUCCUGGUCCUCUUCCCCUUGGAGUCUCAGUCAUUGAUGCUUCUGUUGCUCUCUUUGGUGUAGUGUUUCCUCACGUUUCUUAUAAACACCGAUUGCAGAUGCUGGAUCAUUUUGCUGAGUGUGUCAAACAGGCUAAAGGUGUUCGUCAGCAGGCUGUACAACUUAAUAUUUUCACUGCUGUUCUCAGUGCAUUAAAGGGCUUAGCUGAAAACAAAAGCACUUUAGGACCUGAGGAAGUUCGUAAAUCUGCUCUGACAUUGGUUAUGGGUGCUCUUGAUAAUCCAAAUCCCAUUUUAAGAUGUGCAGCUGGAGAAGCCCUUGGAAGAAUGGCUCAAGUGGUUGGAGAAGCAACUUUCAUUGCUAGAAUGGCUCAAUAUAGCUUUGACAAAUUAAAAUCUGCUCGAGAUGUUGUUUCCCGAACUGGCCAUUCAUUGGCUCUUGGCUGUCUGCAUCGAUAUGUUGGGGGGAUAGGAUCAGGACAACACCUCAAGACUAGUGUUAGUAUUCUGUUAGCACUGGCACAAGAUGGUACUUCACCUGAAGUCCAGACCUGGUCUCUUCAUUCACUUGCUUUGAUAGUGGAUUCUAGUGGGCCAAUGUAUCGUGGCUAUGUUGAACCAACUUUGUCUCUAGUUCUCACAUUGCUAUUGACAGUUCCGCCUUCACAUACAGAAGUUCAUCAGUGUUUGGGUCGAUGUUUAGGUGCUAUAAUAACCACAGUUGGACCUGAACUGCAGGGGAAUGGAGCAACAAUCUCAACAAUCCGCUCUUCUUGUUUGGUUGGUUGUGCAAUAACACAAGACCAUUCAGAUUCUCUUGUUCAAGCAGCUGCCAUAUCUUGCCUUCAACAGCUACAUAUGUUUGCACCACGGCAUGUCAAUCUGUCUAGUCUGGUUCCUAGUCUUUGUGUUCAUUUAUGUAGUUCCCAUUUACUACUCCGAAGGGCAGCAGUUGCAUGUCUUCGGCAACUUGCACAACGAGAAGCUGCUGAAGUAUGUGAAUAUGCUAUGAGCCUUGCAAAAAAUGCAGGCGACAAAGAAAGCAGUGGCAUCAAUAUGAAUCCUUUUGCACCGGGGGUUAGUUCUCGACGUGACAUCCAUUGUCGACACCAAGGUGUCAAUAUAACAGAAACUGGCUUGGAAGGGCUUCUUUUUGGAAUGCUAGACCGGGAGACUGAUAGAAAAUUAUGUUCUGACAUCCAUGAUACUUUAGGACACAUGCUUUCAUCCCUGGCUGUAGACAAACUUUCACACUGGCUAAUGCUUUGUAAGGAUGUUCUGGCAGCUUCCAGUGACAUGAGUACUACAACUCCUUUAAGUGGUGGAAAAGAUGAAGAAUCUGAGAAGAAGGAUGAGAUGGAUGAUGAUACUAUGUUUACCACAUUAGGGGAAGAGGAUAAAUCAAAGCCUUCUGUAGCUCCUCGCUGGGCUACUCGGGUAUUUGCUGCUGACUGCUUGUGUCGAGUCAUCAUGUUGUGUGAGAAUGCAGACCAGGCUCACUUUGAUCUUGCUAUGGCACGUUCAGCAAAACUGAGAAAUCCUACAAAUGAUCUUUUAGUGCUCCAUCUCUCUGACCUGAUACGCAUGGCAUUCAUGGCUGCUACUGAUCACAGCAACCAGCUGAGGAUGGCGGGGCUCCAAGCACUUGAAGACAUUAUCAAGAAAUUUGCGUCUGUGCCUGAGCCAGAAUUUCCAGGUCAUGUGAUUCUGGAGCAGUACCAAGCUAAUGUGGGAGCUGCUCUCAGACCAGCUUUUUCACAAGAUACUCCAUCAGAUAUAAUUGCAAAAGCUUGCCAGGUUUGUAGCACAUGGAUUGGAAGUGGAGUUGUUAGUGAUCUCAAUGACCUCCGUCGAGUACACAAUUUGCUUGUUUCUUCACUUGACAAAGUACAGGCAGGAAAAGGAUCUUCCAGUCAACUUUAUAGAGAGAGUGCCACAACCAUGGAAAAACUGGCAGUGCUGAAAGCUUGGGCUGAGGUUUAUGUUGUUGCUAUGAAUAUUAAAAAGGAAGCAGAGACUAAACCAAAAAGAGCCAUAAAAAACACUGAUGAUGAAGAUGAUGAUUAUGGGACUAUAGAUGAGCUGCCACCAGACAGUUUAAUUACACUUGUACAGCCUGAAUUGCCAACACUUAGCCGCCUCUGGUUGGCAGCAUUGAAAGAUUAUGCACUUUUGACUUUACCAGCUGAAUUUUCAAGUCAGCUUCCACCAGAUGGGGGAGCUUUUUAUACUCCAGAGACAAUUGAUACAGCUCGGCUUCACUACCGGAACUCUUGGGCUCCAAUUCUUCAUGCAGUAGCUCUUUGGUUAAAUAGCACAGGAUUUACUUGUUUAGAACCAACAGAAGAAACAUCAGUAUCUGGUUUACAAAAACGUCCAACACCUGUCAUUUUAAACCAGGCACCUGGAGCAACAGCUAAUACUAAAUCUUUGCCAGAAAUCAACAAAGACAGAAUGCAUCUGAUUUUAGGUGUUAGUAUACAGUUUCUUUGUUCUCCAAGACCUGAGGAACCUAUUGAACAUGUUACAGCGUGUCUGCAGGCAUUGCAUACCUUGCUAGAAUCCCCUUGUGCCAGAAUUCAUAUUGGAGAGGAUCAGCUCAUUGGUGUUGAGUUGCUGAAUGUGCUACAUCGACUCCUUUUGACUUGGAAUCCACCCUCAGUUCAGCUGCUGGUUACUGGAGUGGUACAGCAGAUAGUUAGAGCAGCUCAAGAUUAUUUGCAAGAAAAAAGAAACACCCUAAAUGAAGAUGAUAUGGAAAAAGAGACUUGCCCUGUGUUGGGAGAAGGAGGUGACAGUGGUGGUCUUAUUCCUGGAAAAUCUCUUGUCUUUGCAACCAUGGAGCUAUUGAUGUUCAUCUUAGUACGGCAUAUGCCACACCUCAGUACCAAGAUGUCAGAUUCACCAAGUCAUGUAUCUACCAAAACUCGAUUAUCUGAAGAGAGUGCUCGUUUAGUGGCAGCUGCAGUUACCAUCCUCUCAGAUCUGCCAUCCCUUUGCUCUCCUGCUGGAUGCAUGACAAUAUUACCCACAAUUCUGUUUCUGAUUGCAAGAAUAUUGAAAGACACAGCAAUAAAGUCUGGGGAUAAUCAAGUACCCCUCCCAGUCAGUGCAGCUCUACAAGGAAUUAAAAAUAUUGUGACUCUUUCAAUGGCCAAGACUGAUGAAACUCAAAAGCAGUGGACUGAUCUAAUUCGUAGUACUCUUGCAUGUAUCCUGGAGUAUUCUCAACCAGAAGAUUCAAUGCCUAUUCCUGAUGAAGUAAGCAUGCUUACCGCUAUUGCACUCUUCCUGUGGUCUGCCAGUACUGAAAUAAUUGGAGUCCAGUCCUUACAGAAUGGCUGCAUGAACAGAUUUAAAAAUGCACUGAAUUCUUGUGAUCCAUGGGUUCAAGCUAAGUGUUACCAGCUUCUUCUUUCAGUCUUCCAGCAUUCCAACCGUGCCCUUUCAACUCCCUACAUCCAUUCAUUAGCUCCAAUAAUGGUUGAAAAACUAAAAGCUGUUGAAAGGAGCCGGCCAACCAGUAGUACAGAGCUUUUAGCUGUUCAAGAAGGAAUCAAAGUUCUUGAAACAUUGGUUGCCCUUGGUGAAGAGCAGAACAGAGUCCAGUUACUUGCCCUUUUAGUUCCAACUUUGAUUUCAUAUUUGCUAGAUGAAAAUGCUUUUGAUUCAGCACUAACAGCAUCCAAAGAUCUUCAUGAGUUUGCACUCCAGAAUCUAAUGCAUAUUGGACCUCUAUAUCCACAUGCUUUCAAGACUGUAAUGGGAGCUGCUCCUGAGUUGAAAACACGACUGGAAACUGCAGUUCGAGCAAGCCAAGCUAGUAAAGCAAAAGCAGCUGCCAGGCAACCAGCACCUACCAUACAUUCCGCCCCAACAAUUAAACUCAAAACAAGCUUUUUUUGAAAUUACUAUUCCAUUCCUUUUUAUUUACAUUGGCAACAAAUACCAAAUUAGUCAAUGGUUCUGCAUCAUUCCAGUCUUUAUGUUUAUUUGAUUUGUAUAUUAGUAUUAGUGUUAUGAAAUAGGUCAAGUGAAUUCUACAGGUUCAUGUUGAUUUUAGCAAGUUUAUUUUUAUCAUGUAUGUGAAUUUAUUUCCUUUUUAUAAGAUAAUGUUUCUUUUCUUUUUAAUUUACUGUACAACACUUAGUUUUGCAAAUUUAAAUUAUAUUCUUUAAAAAGUAACUCAGAUAUAUCAUGUAUCAACUCAUUGAUAUAAUGAUGAAAAAUUAAAAUAGCAUUUGUCAUAGAAUUUAGUUGCAGAAAUGAGAAAUCAAAAUGAUUCACAAAGACUUGAACCUAAUUUAUUUUCUGCUAUGUAUAAUAAAGUGAAAUAGAUAUAAUAUUUUCCCAGAAUAUACUACACAAUGAAAUGUCCUUACCUUUCUAAUAGGUCUUUCUUUACUUUUUGAUUUAAAUAACUAAAUUAUUCUUUACCAUAUAUCAGUUGUUAAAAAUAAUUUAAGAAAUAAAACUCUUAUUUAAAGAUGCAUGAAAAUGUAUUACAUGUUGUAUGAUCUACUUUUUUAUGGUAAAAAAAAUUAACCUUUCAGAAUUUUUCCAGAUACAGCCCUGAGGUUUACUUGUGAUGUUCUAGCUAUCCCCAUCUCUUGUUUAGUGGGAUCAUUACCUUUAUGAUAAAAAUGUCAAGAUGAGUAUUUAUAACAUAGUAAUUAGAAAACAGAAUCUCCAAACUGUCCUUUACCAUACAGAGAAUUAUUCAAAAAAGUUAAAUCUAAUUACUUUAUGAGAUAGAAACUAGAGCAUAAACAAUCCUACAUCUUAUACUUGCUGCCUCUAUUUUGUAUUCAUGUGCAUGUAAUUCCUCUCUCAUUUAUCUUCAAUUCCUUUCAUGUACUCAUUCACCCAAAUUUCCCAUGAAACAACCCAUACAUUUUCACCUCUCUAUUUACUUUCUUUUAUAACUUCCUACUUGUUUUGCCUGUCUUUGUUCUCACUGAAAGGUACUCUUCUUGUAGACUUGCUUUUCCUCUGCUAGUCUGGGUGGUUUCUUUGUGUUUAUUUCUGUUUUAAUUAUUCUCUUCUAUUCCCACCCACUUCAGAUUUAUUGCUUCAUUCUUUCUUCUUAAGGUGUGGUGGGCUAAGCUGUGGAAGUGGUAUCUCUGUACUUUUCUGCACACCCUUUUGAGCCACUAUGAUAACAACUAGCCUCUUUGACCAUGUCUGUAUAGAUGUACAUCAACCCUGGUUCCUUUUUCAAAGAGAGAUGCAGUUAACUGAAAAUCAGAUAUAGUCUUCUGUAGUAAGUAAUAUUAUAUUGAAUUAAAUAAUAUAUAGAUGAAAGAAGGAAAAUAUCAUUUCCUUGUUUAUUUCUUACUGUGUGCUCUGUUACUGUAUCUUAUCCAAUUGUUUUUAAACAAUGAGGUUUCUAUGACUUAUUACAUUCUUGGCUGUCAAUAUUGUAAUCUUAGUUUGUAUUUUCUUAAUUUCAUCAUUUCACUCUGUUUAAUAAUCAUCAUAUUCACAAAAUAGCAUUGAGCCUUUUACAAACCUAUCUUUUUUCUGAUAAUCUCUGUACAUAUAAUUAAAUAUUACAUGUGUGGUAAAUUAUCCCUCUAAAAUGGCAGCAUGAAAUAUAUUAGAUAUGCAAUUGUAGAUUCAAUAAUUAAAGUAUUGUGCUUUCAUUAUGUACUUAAUGCCAUACUUUUUUGCAUUCACAUUUACUUUAAUUCAUUUCAACCUCUUCUGGUAUUUUUAACUUGUGGACCAAAUCAAGACUGUAUCAUACUUAUAAAUAAACUUGUAGCUUUUAUAUUUUUCCAUCAGUGGCUUUCCAAGCCAUUUCCAGUCAUAUUUAGACCAGUUUAAUUACAAUAGACCCAUGUUCCAGUUGUUUGUAUUAUCUGAAAUUGUUCCUUGUGAAAUUAAUAAAAUUUCACCUGCAUGA
Molecule: messenger RNA, 8441 nt
Organism: Dromiciops gliroides (monito del monte)
Lineage: Eukaryota; Metazoa; Chordata; Mammalia; Microbiotheria; Microbiotheriidae
Gene: HEATR5B
Product: HEAT repeat containing 5B
Exons: 37
Coding region: 173-6439 (2088 amino acids)
Biological process (GO): retrograde transport, endosome to Golgi; intracellular protein localization; endocytosis
Cellular component (GO): Golgi apparatus; membrane; endocytic vesicle
Source: RefSeq, a predicted model, not a curated record